UCGUCGUCGUCGUCGUAGUCGUCGUCAGGCGUCGUGGGACUCAAUCCCAGGAGAAAACGGCUCCCCCUCGGGCCGUUGAGCAACUGUCACAGAAGAAGAUUUUUCCCGUAUGACCGUAUGAACGGCACUAGAUCAUACCUCCGCAGGCUCACAGCCGGAACGAGGCGCCCACACCUAGUGCUGGCGGUGGAUGACCAAAGGGCGCAAGGAGCCUUGAGCGCAACCGCAAGUCAGGGCUCCUGCAGGUCAUACCCUCAGAGCAUCCUCCUCAGCCAGCCGCAGAAAAUCGACACGCACACCCACACAGCCUGUCGGUCGAAAACACGGAGGCUCCGAAAAAGCAACAACAGAGGGGGACGUGUUGCGGAGAGAAGAGGGGAAUUUCUUGCUGGCUGUUUGGGGGGGGGAGGGGGCACUUUCAGCAGGCUCCGUGAUGAAAAGCACGGGGGAGGGGGCCAGUACGGCGGGCCAGGCGUGCACCUACGGCUGAACAAGUUACAGGUAACUACCUCACCUACCAGGUACCUCACUCACCAGCUGCCUGUCAACAACAGAACCGGCAGCUCUUCGUCUGUUUAUUUCCGGAGCUUCGGUGUCCUCAGUCGUCGUCUCCUUGAUCGUCGCGGUACAGCAGCGAUAUCUAUUUCGGCUUGUCGGUGGACGUGUCUGUUUGCUUGACGAUUGUUCUUUUUUUCUGCGUCUCGUCGUUUCGUCUAGAUUUGAGUGAAGCUCUGUUCGAGCAGGGUCGGUCAUAAUGGCAGAAAGCGAGCUCUCCCCCAAGUUCGCUCCUUUCUUCUCCUUCGUG
This is a messenger RNA of Penicilliopsis zonata CBS 506.65, 805 nucleotides long. RefSeq lists its product as hypothetical. Lineage: Eukaryota; Fungi; Ascomycota; Eurotiomycetes; Eurotiales; Aspergillaceae. Bases 118 to 678 code for a protein of 186 amino acids. The transcript has 3 exons. The record is from RefSeq and is a predicted model, not a curated record.